Molecule: messenger RNA, 1363 nt
Organism: Mizuhopecten yessoensis (Yesso scallop)
Lineage: Eukaryota; Metazoa; Mollusca; Bivalvia; Pectinida; Pectinidae
Exons: 2
Coding region: 337-1092 (251 amino acids)
Molecular function (GO): protein binding
Source: RefSeq, a predicted model, not a curated record
GGGCGUCGUGCAGGGCGAUGCACUAUGACCGACGAAAUAUGUCCCUCGUGUAUUCACCUGCACAGACUAACAGCUGACAGGGAAUAAAGACACAUAUCUGUGUGACUAUGGUGGGGAAAGCACACACCACAGGUGCCCAUUUAUAUCUACAUGUCAGAACAGUGUGUUUUUGAUAAGGACACACAGUUACACCAAUGUACACGUCUGUUCGUACAGGUGACCGAUCGCUCCAGGAAGUAACGGUGCUGUGGUAGAAUAAACAAGUCACCUUUCCUACCGUGUAACCUUAUUUUCUAUUGCGCUGUAUAUAUAUAUAUAUAACAGACAGGUAUAGCCAUGAGUACUGUAGAGGAGAGGUACUCUGGUGAGGUCGUCGGCUGUGAUAUCGGUGAUGUCACCCUACAAAUACAUCUCCCAUGCGACGAUGAUGAAGAGUUUGACGAGUUUCCCGAUAACGAACCCCUAUUACGGAACUGUAAUGGUGGACCAUCUAAAAAAGCUCCAUCUACCGGCGAAGGUCACGUGGCUUCACAGACAAGUAGGACCAAUGGAAGACGGCUCCCCAGACGUCAAAUAUCAGCACCGACAAACGUUACAGGCAGUUUAGGAAUAUGCAAUGGAAAUGAACUUCCGUAUAAUCCCCGUCCGCCACCAAUAACUCGCCGACAGACCAUGCCUUCGAACCUGACACAAGCUGUAACGGAAUGUCCACGGGACGUUAUACUAGAAGAAAACGUAUACGAAAUAUCGGAGACCUCCCCCACCCAAAUAAACAUUACAUGGACACCACCAUCAAACUUCAAUGAAAUACCUAAACUUGUAUAUGAACUUCAGCUUAAAAAGGAAAAUGAUGGUGAUUGGUUAAACUUGUCAGACCGCGGAAUCCCUAUUGUUAGGGUGUACACGACAGAAACAAGGUUUAUCUUGGACGGUGAAAGGAGGACUUUUUCUGAGGGACAAUGCACGUGGUGGUUAAGGAUAAGGGCCGUGAGUAAGGGCCAAUAUAUCCGUAUCGAGGGACCCUGGAGUAAAGACAUCACGUUAAAUAUACUCGGUAAUGUAUCACAUGUUCCCAUUGGUGGAACCCCGUGAUACGUAGUGUCAUCUAUGAAACCCCACAGAGACGCCAACAAUCUAACGUGACUUUCUGGACCCGUUACCAUAAAGCAGGCCUCAUACAACAGUUCUUAUUUAAACAAGGAAGUUUCGUGUUAUUUUGAUUUCGUACGUGAUUAAGGAACACCGUUCCAUUGGCAACAACUGUAAAUAUGCUUUGCUAAUUCAUUUCUGAAAUGAAAACUGUACCUUCCGGAACUCUAAUGAGAUAUUACAAAAAAUAAAAGAAAUAAAAAGAAAUAAAAAG